Messenger RNA from Vigna umbellata (rice bean), 1687 nucleotides. The record is from RefSeq and is a predicted model, not a curated record. Lineage: Eukaryota; Viridiplantae; Streptophyta; Magnoliopsida; Fabales; Fabaceae.
AAGGGCUGUGAGGAUAUCAGGAGAGGCGAAACAGUGCGACCACUGAAGGAGGCACGCGGCUACCAUUGGUGACGGCGAAAUCAUGGCCAACGGCGACCGCAGGGCAAAACGCAAGCAAGGAUGAAACGCGAGCGUAGAGCUUCGUCACUCAACCUAAAUAAAAAAACCCUAUUAUGUGAGCCCUAAAUCUUCACGAACUCGCCAAAUUGAAAGCAAACUCGCGAUUUCAGUCGAGUCUACCGAUUCUACUAACGAGCCCACCGAUCCUAUACCAAAUCCGAGUUUGCUUCCGAGUUAACUCGGAAGCACUGAGUUAGCACGUAAACUUUAAUUCGCGAGUUUGAUAACCAUGGUUGGGAUAAUGCAAAAUGUCUCUAGUUUGUUAUCAAUGGAAAUUGAUGGAUCAGAUGUGGAACCCGGGACCACAACUGACGGUUCCACCGCGAAGAAAUCAAAGCGCUGUAAGAGGAAGAGUUUUAUGGUGAACGAGGAAGGGCAAAUGGGGUCGCGAGAGAAGCUCGCAAAAAAAAUCUUGUUGUCUCUUACUAGGCCUUCCUACGUCUUGGGAUUGGGUCCCAAACCUCUGAGGAAGGAAAACCGUACGAGGUUGCGCUACCUGCUGCGCAGACUCGUCAACCAGCAUCACUGGGUCGAAGCAAGUGGUGUUCUCAGUGCCUAUAUGAAGGGCACACUUAAUGAGACCUCGCCCUUCAUAAAUCGUCUUAAAUUUUGGGUUUUAAUGGAGCUUCUAAAUCGUGUGAAAAAUAAUUCUAUUAAUCCCACAAGAAUCAAGAACCUCUAUGAUAUUUGGUCGAAAAAAAUUGGAUCAAUGAAGACUUGGCCUUUACAGAGCAGAUACGCAGUCCACUUUGAGUUCAUCUUUUUCUGUCUUAUGCAAGGCAAUGCAGGGGAUGCAUACCAGCUUGCUUUAUGUAUUGAACAAAACAAAGUUGAUAUUGAUCCUGUGUUAAAGAUGAUGAUGGGGUUGACAUUCUAUGAGAUGUGGUAUUCUUCAAUCCCCAAAGAAUUCCAGUGGAGAAACUCAGACCACCAGUUUGACUUGCAAGAGAACUCACAUAUGGAGAUCCCAUUUACCAAUAAAACUGGACAGUCAGAGCCGUAUAAUUCAAUUGAAUCCCACAUGGCUGAGUCCCAUUGUCAACGUGAUUCAGAUGCCUCUAUCAUGAAUGAUAAGCAUAUAUCUAGGGAUGUUGUAUUCAGUGAAGACAUAGAGGUUGGUACUAAUAAAAGAGAAAAAACACAUCAGAACUUUCAGCCAGAAGGUUUUUACUUAAAUUCUGAAGAGCAAAACGGAUUUGGAGACCCUUUUUCUAACAGUGGAGGUCUUACACAAGAUAUCUUACACGGCCUUGGGGGACUUGAUUUGUGGUUGCUGCCCUUGCAUUUUUCUGAUGAGAGCAAUUUGGAGGAGUUCAUGUAUUUGCAAAUAGAUCAGCCUAAUGACUAUUACAAAAAUUCAGUGAAAUAUUUGCAACUAGCUCUCAACUCAGAACCUUCUGCUUCGGCAGCAUUACUUCCAUUGGUACAGCUGUUGCUAAUUGGAGGACAAGUUGACGAGGCUCUAAAUAUGCUUGAGAAGCAGUGCUGUAAUGCAGCCUCUGUAUUGCCAUUAAGAGUGAGGGCUGCUCUCUUGGAGCGUUUUGAUCGAAACAACUCUGGCAUGCUU